Molecule: messenger RNA, 2607 nt
Organism: Ascochyta rabiei
Lineage: Eukaryota; Fungi; Ascomycota; Dothideomycetes; Pleosporales; Didymellaceae
Exons: 4
Coding region: 1-2607 (868 amino acids)
Biological process (GO): protein deubiquitination
Cellular component (GO): cytosol; nucleus
Molecular function (GO): cysteine-type deubiquitinase activity; cysteine-type endopeptidase activity
Source: RefSeq, a predicted model, not a curated record
AUGCAGCGCUUUCUCAGCCGUCGCGAGGAGCACCGCGCCGAGAAGCGCAGGUCCAAAGAAGCCGCCCGCAACAAAGUACGCCCCCCCUCUGUCUCUGCCGCUUCUUUCCUCCCUCUGCUGUGCCCCGCCUGCGAGGCGCUCCCUCGACACGGGCACCACCGUCCUCGGCCACCGUCCGCCGGCCUCGAGUCGCUGCAUCACAAGCUCCCCGCUGCCCUGCGACACAGCGUGCAAGACGGCUUCCUAUUCUUACCCACGCCCUCUCGCCCAUGGCUUAUCCAACCCCUGCCUCCACCCUCACCUCUCGACUCGUCUGACCAUGUGCUGCAACAGUCUCGCCUCGGCACUCCCGUCUCCUCCGACCUGUACAAGAUCUUCACAAACGAAGAAGCCAAGACGCCCGCCGACAAAGACGCCCAGAAGAAUGUCGCCAUGCUGCUCUCCCGACUGCAGGGGGCCGGCAUAGCGAGACUGGGAAAGGAACAAGCGGAGCAUGCCCUGGACUGGUACCCGGACGACAUCGACCAGGCCUACGACGUCCUCGUACUCGCAAACGAGUCCAUCGAGGGAGAACUGAAGGACUACGACCCCAUUGUCAACAUGGUGGGCGCCAUCAACAGGAACAUGGUUACGUGCUACCUGGACGCCCUGCUCUUCGCCAUGUUCGCGAGGCUGGACAGCUUUGAAGCCAUGCUGUACGACAACUUUGACGACGAGCCCAGAAAGAAACUCGCCGCUACCCUGCGUCUGUGGGUCAACCUGCUCAGGACUGGACGUCUGAUCAAGGUUGAGCUCACAAAACACCUGCAGGAUGCCUUGGCAGCGUGCGGGUGGGAGGAUGCCGCCAACAUCUGCCAGCAAGACGCUUCAGAAGCCUUCACCUUCAUCACAGGUGCUCUCGAGCUACCCUUGCUCACCCUGAAGAUGGACAUUUACCACACCGGUCGCGAGGACAAGGAAGACGACCACAAGUUUGUCAACGAGCGGCUGCUGGAAGUCGCCAUUCCCGAGCAGGACGGAGAAGGCAUCAUCACGCUGGAAGACUGCCUGGAGACGUACUUCAACAACCGCAUCGAGGUGAAGCGAUUCUUGCAACGCCAAAACACCAUCGGCUCGACCAGGUCUGUAGAUCGAAACGCGUUCGAUCGAGAUCCCGAGAAGAACGAGACCUUCCACGUCGAAAGCAUCGAGCUCACGGGCCCAGAGUCGCCCGUGGUGUCCACCCCGAUCUCCAUGGCGCCACCGAGCCCGCUGACGCCUAUCCGACCAACGCUCCAUGGUCGUCGACGCGCGGACAGCAUCUUCAGCCAGCGAUUCAAGAAUGCACAAGACAACCGGUUCGACGAGAAGAAGCAUCUAGACGACAUGUUGAGCAACAGCUCCAGUGGGCGGCCACGGUCAGCGUCACUUCUUAGAAAGGAGGUUCUGAUGCCCGCAUGGCAGUUCUUCAGCCUGAUCCCCUGGUACACGGACAAUGUCCCCAGUACGGAUGCGCAGGUGGCGGCCCACUUCUCGGCUCGACGUCCUGUCCUCGGUAUCUGCCUGAAGCGCUACACCAUGACCCCCACCGGCGCACCCAAGCGGCUCAACACGUACGUUGACAUUCCGCUGGAAAUCGCUUUACCGCAUUUCGUCUCGGACGAAAGAAUGGCAGACGAAGGCCCUCUGUUUGGCAACUUCAAGCUAGUGCUACAAUCCGUCGUGUGCCAUCGUGGCGUCUCGGUGGACUCUGGCCAUUACAUCUCGCUGGUCCGCGCCAACGCUCACGAGCGACCAGAUGCUUCCCAAUCAGACGAUGACGAAAACCUAGACGCGUGGCUCAGGUUCGAUGAUCUAGCGAGCCCGCGUGUAAAGGAGGUCGACAUCAGACAAGCGCUGCGUGAGGAAUCGCCGUACCUCUUGUUCUAUCAGGUGCAGCCGAUUGACGAGGUGUUGGCAUCGCGAGGCGACCCUCCCACGUAUACCGAAGCACAGUCUGAAGCCAUAUCAACUGUUCCUUCGAGAGAGACACUCGUCUCAUCGCUGGAUCCUGAUAGCGGCGGCGAGUGGGACAAGGUGAGACGGACCGACGUGCACCCAGAGUCGGUGGUUUCGGACGGACCGAUCGGUCGCGCGAGCAUGUCUAGCAACAGACGCAGCAGCGUUGCCUUUGACGACCUGGAGAGUGUGUCCCGCGGUCGCACCGAGCCUCACACGCCUGCGGAUGAAUCGAAGAUGGGAUUCUUGUCGGCUUCACGACGGAGUUCGCGUACAUGGCUAGGCGGUAACAAGAGCCGACCUACCAGUCAGAGUGGCGAGGGACGAUUGUCCCUUACGCUCUCGAGACUGACGGGUCGCGGGAGCAAGGACAAGUUGACCAUUGCCGAAGGUGGAUCUACCGAGGACCCUGUCAUCGUCGUUGACUCGGUCGAAAGUCAAAACGGUACACCUCCAGAGGUGCAGAGCCCGAGCCAAGAAAAAAAAGAGGCUGCCAUCACACGCAGCAAGAGCAAAAAGGGGAAGAUGGGCCAUCACAGGAGCAAGAGCAGAGAUCCUCUGGGCGAGCCGUCAGAGAAGAGCAAGCACAAGGACAAGAACCGGCCUGAUAGGGAAUGCUCUGUCAUGUGA